Molecule: messenger RNA, 1607 nt
Organism: Gossypium arboreum
Lineage: Eukaryota; Viridiplantae; Streptophyta; Magnoliopsida; Malvales; Malvaceae
Product: NAC domain-containing protein 30
Exons: 3
Coding region: 305-1270 (321 amino acids)
Biological process (GO): regulation of DNA-templated transcription
Molecular function (GO): DNA binding
Source: RefSeq, a predicted model, not a curated record
GAAGGAGGUUUGUAUAUAGAUUAUGAAAGUAACAUAUAUAGGCAAAACAUGUGCGUUUACUUCCAUACCAUUAUCCUUUGUAAAAGCAUUGGCAAUUCAUUCCCUCCAAGAGCCAUGUCUUUCUUCCAACUUGCCUUGCAUUUUAGGCUUACGCCAAAACUAACUUCAACCCUAUGUUUGUUGGGAAAGGAAUAUAUAUAUUCACAUUAUUAGGUGUUUAAUAUAAAUACAGCUAAAUAACAAAAACUGCAUUGUUUUAAAUCCUUUGGAAGAAACCUUGAUUUAUGCUUUCACUCAUAUAUUCAUGUUUUCCAGGAGUAGAUCCAUGAUGGAAUUGGAAUCAUGUGUGCCACCAGGCUUUAGAUUUCAUCCCACUGAAGAAGAACUUGUAGGAUAUUAUCUCAGAAGAAAGAUUAACUCACUCAAAAUUGAUCUAGAUGUUAUUAUCGAGAUUGAUCUAUACAAGAUGGAGCCAUGGGAUAUCCAAGCAAGAUGUAAUGUAGGGAAUGAAGAGCAAAGCGAGUGGUACUUCUUCAGUUAUAAAGAUAGGAAGUAUCCAACAGGGACAAGGACAAACAGAGCCACUGCAGCUGGGUUUUGGAAGGCAACAGGGAGGGAUAAAUCUGUGCUUUCAAAGAACAGUAUUAUAGGGAUGAGAAAGACCCUGGUUUUCUAUAAGGGUCGUGCACCUAAUGGUAGGAAAACUGAUUGGAUCAUGCAUGAGUAUCGCCUCCAGACUUCUGAACAUGGACCGCCCCAGGAAGAAGGAUGGGUGGUGUGCCGGGCAUUUAGAAAGCCAUGUCCUAAUCAAAGGCAAGGCUUUGAAGCAUGGAGCCAUGGUUACUAUAUGAGAGAUAACAGCCAAGUUAGGCCUCCCGUUUCCCUUUCAGAUAUAGCAACUACAUCUCAUCUUCAUCUUCGCAGGAAUCAAGGAUCAAGUUUUUAUGAAUCCUAUGGUUCGGAGCAAGAGCUUGUUUCCAACACUCACAAUUUUUUGGACAACCAACAAGUGAUUGAGCUUCCACAACUGGAUAGCCCCAUUACUGUUUCACCAAGUUUAGCAGAAAAAGAAGUUUUUCAUUGUGAUGAAGAAAAGAGCAAUGAGAGUAGUCAAAUACAUAUAAUCGACUGGAAGAACUUUGAUAACUUGUUUAACUCUCAGCUCACUGAUACAACAUCUUAUCCAUAUCAAACUGCGGCACUAAUACCCCAAAAUGAUGAACUAGAGGCCCAACAACACCAUCUCCUAGGUUGCUUCCCUGGAUCAUAGGUGAAGCCCACAGUAAUUUUACAAUUGACUUAUGCAAGAAUGCUGAUUCAGACAGCUAAAAAUCUUGUUGUCUCAAAUUAAUAUAUAUUGGAGCUAAGUUUGAAAAUCCAUGAUCAGAUUUAUUAAUAUGAUUGCAUUGCUAAAGGUAGAGUACAUGUAGUAGAAAAAAGCAUGGUUUUGUUAUGUUAAAGAGAGACUUCCUGCAUGCUUUAGGGUGUAUGAAGAAAGUUUCACUUCACUUAUUAUUAUUAUUAUUUGUCAUGGCUACGAAACUGUAUAUUGCGCAUGCAUUAGUGCAUAUAUACCUAAGUAAUAAUGUUGGGUUUUUUUUUCAUAA